AUGGAAGAGUCGAUGGAAGAGUCGAUGGAAGAGUCGAUGGAAGAGUCGAUGGAAGAGUCGAUGGAAGAGUCGAUGGAAGAGUCGAUGGAAGAGUCGAUGGAAGAGUCGAUGGAAGAGUCGAUGGAAGAGUCGAUGGAAGAGUCGAUGGAAGAGUCGAUGGAAGAGUCGAUGGAAGAGUCGAUGGAAGAGUCGAUGGAAGAGUCGAUUGGGCCUAAGCUUCCGAAUUAUCUCUUAACAGGGCCAUGGGCGACACUGGUUUAUUCUUCACCAGGACAGAGACCGCACACCACUGUGAAGACCAACACGUCCGCUGAGCCCAAAUUAAGCAGAUGCAACAAAGGUAUUCUUCUCCUACCUGUGCAGGGAAAUGGCUUUGAGGCGGGAAACUGCCAAGUUGGCUCGGGCGGGUUAGGCGAACAGAAGUGCUGUCGUCCUGCAAACGGAGAAGAGCGGGUACCCUGUUAA
Messenger RNA from Penicillium daleae, 465 nucleotides. RefSeq lists its product as uncharacterized. The record is from RefSeq and is a predicted model, not a curated record. Lineage: Eukaryota; Fungi; Ascomycota; Eurotiomycetes; Eurotiales; Aspergillaceae. The transcript has a single exon. The coding region runs from base 1 to 465 and encodes 154 amino acids.